This is a messenger RNA of Peronospora farinosa, 699 nucleotides long. The record is from the annotation of a GenBank genome assembly. NCBI's taxonomy places the organism in Eukaryota, Oomycota, Peronosporomycetes, Peronosporales, Peronosporaceae.
AUGGCGGCAACUGCAAGCAAACGAGCCUCAGUCAACCUCUCACUUGACACCACAGCACCUUUGGUGAUACUCUCCUCUUCGACCUUGGCAACGUCAACCAAAUUCAAUGCUGCCACGAACACCCAUCGAGCAGUAGGCGUCUGGUCCAGCGAAGAGCACGACCGAUUCCUCGAAGCACUCAAAAAAUACCCACAGGGACCCUGGAAAGCAAUCACAAAAUUUGUUAGUACCCGAUCUGUCCGUCAGGUGCAAACACACGCACAGAAAUAUCAGGAGAAAGUCUCUCGCCGUCUUAACGGUUUGCAAACGGGUAAGACUAUUCGUCUACGCCGCGAACACCGCAUCGACCACGAGGUUUUAGCACAACACACGCUUAUUAGUUUUUCUUCUGAACUACGGAACAAGUAUGCACGUCCAAGCCACCACCACGAGGUAAAACCCGUUCCAGUAUCGAUGCCACCUGUGACCGGGAUGCCCCUACCUGAUCAUGUUAAAACGCUUCGCCUCCAGUGUCCUACGAAUGUUCCUGUGGCGUUCGAUGAAGCAGAUAUCUGCCCGAUCAUAAACAACAACGGAUCUUCACCGUCCUCUGUGUCGUCGUCUUUUCUCUUUGAUGACGCAGGCUUUGCUUUCACGGACAUGGACGAUCUCCCGACAUUGAGCGAGUCACUCGACUUUUUCAUUGAGAACUUUUCGUGA